AUGUCCCAAAUUCCUACUGUCGUUGAUACCAACCAAGAGAAUUCACCAGCAAGAAUGAAUGGCUCGGAGCAGAAGGAACAUCACUUGGCUGGAAUGGAUGAGAUGGAGUUGGCUUUGGCAAUUGAUACAACUGACGGUUCUGCUGUAUUGAAUCCCAACAACAACAAUAACCCUUCAUCAUCAGUCUCGGUAGAAAAUCAAGGCAAGAUCGAUUCUCCGAGUAUACCUUCCACUCGGUUGCUCACUCCAGAGGAGAUUAUGAUCAUGAAAAGGCAACGAGAAGAAGUACCUUUUAUGUUGUCAUCUUUUCCCGAUCCAAGAACAAAUCAUGGUUACCGAGCACAAUUUCAUACUCUUUGCCCAUAUACUUCAAAAUUAAUUUGCUAUUGUAACAAGUUUUUCCUAAAUAGCAAACAGCAACAACGAUUCAUACACAACACUAAGAAUAUAUUAGAAAUGUAUUGCAGCAAACGACCAGAGUAUGCUAGGGAGGUUGGAUUCAUGAUUAAUGAAGAACCAACUCUCAAUAGUUCUAUUAUCAUUGCUAAGGAUAGAAUAGAAAAUGUUGUCAACACGUACGGUGACAUAUUGGAGUCCAUUUCAUCCAACAGCAAGACUGAGCCAGUUUCCGCCAAUCCUUCCGAGUCUUUAUUUCAGCUUCUCGAUAAUUCAGAAAACACAGAUUCAAGCCUGAGUGCACAAGAAAAACAACAGGCAUCAACAUUAUUUUCUGAAUCAGAACUUUCUCAAAUUCCUAAAAAGAGAGGAAGACCUAGGUCUAGAAAAUUAUGUAAAAAAUGUGACAGCGGAGAUCAGGAGGAUAAGCUCAUUCAUUGUGUAGCUUGUAACUGCUAUUUCCAUACUUUUUGUCAUGAACCCAACAUGGAUCAUUUAGAGCAACAAUAUAGAGAUAAUUGGCUUUGUGCUGACUGCAAAAUUUGCCUCAAAUGUAAAAAGAAUUCAGAUGAGAGUGAGAUGAUCAUUUGUGAUUAUUGUGACAAUGCAUAUCAUUACCGAUGUUUAGAUCCGCCAUUGAGCGAAGCUCCUAAAGGACUGUGGUUUUGUCCAACUUGUCAAGAACAAAGUAGUGAAAAGAUUGAAGAAUUUAAGAAAGCAAAACAAUCAGAAGCACCCUCGUCAACCAAACAAGAACAACCAUCCAAUGAAAAGAAAACAAAAACUCCAAAGAAGAAGAAAAAGAAUAAAUAA
Molecule: messenger RNA, 1209 nt
Organism: Naegleria lovaniensis
Lineage: Eukaryota; Heterolobosea; Eutetramitea; Acrasida; Naegleriidae
Exons: 2
Coding region: 1-1209 (402 amino acids)
Source: RefSeq, a predicted model, not a curated record